UUUCAUGUAGGCAUGUCAAAAAAAUGAAACCGAAAUUAGAACCGAACCAAACCUAAAACACAUAAUCUAUGCGAUUCAAACCAGAAUAUAUCUGAAAUGAUCAUGCAUGGUGGUAUAAAAUAUAUCUGAACCAAUAUAUUAUUAAAUGAAUCCAAAUAGAUAACCUGAAAAUCUGAUUAACCUAGAAAAAUCUAAAAAAUUUGAAAAACGAUACUAGGAUUUGAAUUAGUAUCAAAACAAGUAUAUAAAAACCUAAAAAUGUAAAAUUACUCAUUUCUGUUUAUUUUAACAUAAUAUCUCAAGUACCUAAACCCAAAGUAUUAGUAACCAAAUAUGAUAUAAAUUUGAAUUCAAAAUGUUAUAGACUGAGUUAUAAAAUAUAAAAAUAAUAUUGAACCCAAGUAUUAUUAACCUAGAAUGGGCUUUUAUUAUAAGCUCAUAUUAAUAUUAUUUGUAUUAGUAAGCCCACACUUAUGGGUCGGUCAAUGAUCAAAGCAGAUACCCCCAUCUCUCUCUCCCUUCACUCACUCACUCCUCUUCGCUCGUGUUUGUAGUUCCGCAUAAACCCUACCUUGUUCGACUCGAGUCGAUAACAUGGAUCAACAGUCCGAACCAGUUACUUACGUCUGCGGAGAUUGUGGACAGAAGAACACUUUGAAGUCUGGGGAUGUGAUUCAGUGCCGAGAGCGUGGUUACCGUAUUCUUUACAAGAAGCGUACCCGUAGAGUUGUUCAAUACGAAGCUCGCUGAGAACCACAGCCCUGAACGAUGAUGAUAUGAAGUCUGUUUAAGAUGGCAUAUAGACUUGUCCUGCCUCUGUUUGUAAUUUAACUUGACUUAAAAUCUGUUUUUGUUUUUGUUUCUGUUAAGUUUAUCUUUAUCCCUAAAACCCCAAAUGAGGUUCUUAAUGAUUUUUUAGUAAUAAAUGUAACUUUAAGAACCUUUGUUAAGAAACUUCCAUUUUGAGUAGUCCAAUGGGAGUUUCUUAAUUGAGGAUUCUUAGAAAAAAAAAAUUUACAUCU
Brassica napus (rape) is the source of this 1022-nucleotide messenger RNA. RefSeq names its product DNA-directed RNA polymerases II, IV and V subunit 12-like. Lineage: Eukaryota; Viridiplantae; Streptophyta; Magnoliopsida; Brassicales; Brassicaceae. The coding region runs from base 595 to 750 and encodes 51 amino acids. Gene Ontology annotation, cellular component: RNA polymerase II, core complex; RNA polymerase I complex; RNA polymerase III complex. Gene Ontology annotation, biological process: DNA-templated transcription. The record is from RefSeq and is a predicted model, not a curated record. Gene Ontology annotation, molecular function: DNA-directed RNA polymerase activity; DNA binding; zinc ion binding. The transcript has 4 exons.